AUGGACCACCUAGCAGCGUCACUGCGCCAGCGAUACAGUGAGGACCGCCUCCACGUUCUUGUCGCAGAGCGCAACAUCGGAAAUCUCACAUACGAUGGGAUCGAAGUCGGCGGCGAGCGGGUUGCUCACGAGAUCGAAGAAACGCUGGGUACAUUAGCCGACCAAGGAUGUCCUAUCCGGAAACUGAGUGUCGUCGGGUACUCAUUUGGAGGCCUGCUAGCCAGAUAUGCAAUAGGAUUGCUCGACGCACGAGGGUGGUUCGAUAAACUAGAGCCAGUCAACUUCACAACCUUCGUGUCGCCACAUGUUGGCGUGCGGAUUCCCCGACAGGGUGUCUGGGGCUAUAUCUGGAAUAACGUAGGGCCCCGGCAGGGGUCUAUAUCAGCGCAGCAGUUGUUCUUGGUUGAUUCUUUUGGGGACUCGGGGCGGCCGCUGCUUAGCAUUUUGGCGGAUCCGGAUAGUAUCUUCGUGCGGGCUCUGGCAAAGUUCAAGAACCGCAGUCUUUAUGGGAAUGUUGUCAAUGAUCGCACUACCAUCUUCUAUACUACCACGCUUUCGUUGGUGGAUCCCUUUCGUGAUCUGGGCGACGCGCAGGUUAAUUAUGUUAAGGGGUAUGAGCCUGUUGUAAUUGACCCAGAUAUGUACUUUCUGCCUUCGGCGGAGGUGAAAGAGUCUUUGCCAUUGGCUUCGCGUGCAUGGGGGCAAAUAACGAGAUUUUUCACCACGGCCUUGUUCUGGGCCUUUAUUGCUCUGUUCUUAUCCAUCGUCCUUCCGCUUUUCUUCUUGCACUCUAUCUCCCAGUGGUCCCACAGUCGAGAACGAGUCCGGCUACACGAGGAAGGAGAGAGCGCAACGCUCUUCAGGCAAUACCGGUUGCCUCACGUCAUGGUAAAGCAAAUGCAAAGCGCCAUAGAAGAAGCAUACGAGGACGUCGGGUUCAGCCAGGACCCCGAAUAUCUCUCCACCACAAGCAACAGCAGCUCAGCAGAUUCAAUCAGGCGACGGAACUCCCCCAGUCUGAAAGCGAAAGAAGCUGCAGGGCACAAACCCAGCUCCAGCACCAUCCAAGAAGCUUCCCCGCCAACACCAGAGCAUGGCCAACCAAACAGCACCCGCGAAGCAACUGCAGAUGAUGCCAUCAGCAAGAAGGGCCGAGCAUAUCCCACCCUCGCCCUGACGCCAGCCCAGCUCUCCAUAAUCGAGUCGCUCAACUCCGUGGGAUUCCGCAAAUACCCGGUCUACAUCCACAACCAUCGACAUACCCAUGCAGCAAUCAUCGUGCGGGCCCCUAAGCCGGGCUUCGACGAAGGCAAGGUAGUCAUCAAGCAUUGGCUCGAUACAGAAUUCCAGAUCUAA
Aspergillus nomiae NRRL 13137 is the source of this 1356-nucleotide messenger RNA. Its product is annotated as lipase ROG1 family protein. The transcript has a single exon. Bases 1 to 1356 code for a protein of 451 amino acids. The record is from RefSeq and is a predicted model, not a curated record. Gene Ontology annotation, molecular function: monoacylglycerol lipase activity. Lineage: Eukaryota; Fungi; Ascomycota; Eurotiomycetes; Eurotiales; Aspergillaceae.